AACUUCCUCCGCUGCCAGAACAACAAGACCAACUACAACCUGGUGUGCGAGACGCUGCAGUUCCUGGACUGCAUCUGCGGCAGCACCACGGGCGGCCUGGGGCUGCUCGGCCUCUACAUCAACGAGAAGAACGUGGCGCUCAUCAACCAGACGCUGGAGAGCCUGACCGAGUACUGCCAGGGGCCCUGCCACGAGAACCAGAACUGCAUCGCCACCCACGAGUCCAACGGCAUCGACAUCAUCACGGCCCUGAUCCUGAACGACAUCAACCCGCUGGGGAAGAAGCGGAUGGACCUGGUGCUGGAGCUGAAGAACAACGCCUCCAAGCUGCUGCUGGCCAUCAUGGAGAGCAGGCACGACAGCGAGAACGCCGAGCGCAUCCUCUACAACAUGCGGCCCAAGGAGCUGGUGGAGGUGAUCAAGAAGGCCUACCUGCAGGGGGAGGGGGAGGAGGAGCCGGAGGAGGGCGAGAACGAGGAGAACGGCGAGGACGGAGCGGCCUCCCCCCGGAACGUGGGCCACAACAUCUACAUAUUAGCUCAUCAGCUGGCGCGGCACAACAAGGAGCUGCAGAGCAUGCUGAAGCCCGGGGGCCAGGUGGACGGGGACGAGGCCCUGGAGUUCUACGCCAAGCACACGGCCCAGAUCGAGAUCGUCCGGCUGGACCGCACCAUGGAGCAGAUCGUCUUCCCGGUGCCCAGCAUCUGCGAGUUCCUCACCAAGGAGUCCAAGCUGCGCAUCUACUACACCACCGAGCGCGACGAGCAGGGCAGCAAGAUCAACGACUUCUUCCUGCGCUCGGAGGACCUCUUCAACGAGAUGAACUGGCAGAAGAAGCUGCGAGCCCAGCCCGUGCUGUACUGGUGCGCCCGCAACAUGUCCUUCUGGAGCAGCAUCUCCUUCAACCUGGCCGUGCUCAUGAACCUGCUGGUGGCCUUCUUCUACCCGUUCCGCGGCGCCCGGGGAGGGACGCUGGAGCCGCACUGGUCGGGGCUGCUGUGGACGGCCAUGCUCGUCUCGCUGGCCAUCGUCAUCGCGCUCCCCAAGCCCCACGGCAUCCGGGCGCUGAUCGCGUCCACGAUCCUGCGGCUCAUCUUCUCCGUGGGGCUGCAGCCCACGCUGUUCCUCCUGGGCGCUUUCAACGUCUGCAACAAGAUCAUCUUCCUGAUGAGCUUCGUGGGCAACUGCGGCACGUUCACACGGGGCUACCGCGCCAUGGUGCUGGACGUGGAGUUCCUCUACCACCUGCUCUACCUGCUCAUCUGCGCCCUCGGGCUCUUCGUGCACGAGUUCUUCUACAGCCUGCUGCUCUUUGACCUGGUGUACAGAGAGGAGACCCUGCUCAACGUCAUCAAGAGCGUCACCCGCAACGGGCGCUCCAUCAUCCUGACGGCGGUGCUGGCGCUCAUCCUGGUCUACCUCUUCUCCAUCGUGGGCUACCUCUUCUUCAAGGCCGACUUCCUGCUGGAGGUGGACCCGCUGCCCAACGACACCGCCCUCCCAGAGGCCGGCGAGAGCUUGGCCAGCGAGUUCCUGUUCUCGGACGUGUGCAGGGUGGGGUCUGGGGAGAACUGCUCCUCUCCCACACCCCAGGAAGCGCUGCUCCCGGCCGAGGAGCCGGAGCAGGACAAGGAGCACACGUGCGAGACCCUGCUGAUGUGCAUCGUCACCGUGCUGAGCCACGGGCUGCGGAGCGGCGGCGGCGUGGGUGACGUGCUCAGGAAGCCGUCCAAAGAGGAGCCCCUGUUCGCCGCCCGCGUCAUCUACGACCUGCUCUUCUUCUUCAUGGUCAUCAUCAUCGUGCUGAACCUCAUCUUCGGGGUCAUCAUCGACACCUUCGCCGACCUGAGGAGCGAGAAGCAGAAGAAAGAGGAGAUCCUCAAGACGACGUGCUUCAUCUGCGGAGAGAAACCUCGACUGGUUCCCCCGGAUGAGAGCCAUGUCCCUGGUCAGCAGCGACUCGGAGGGCGAGCAGAACGAGCUGCGGAACCUGCAGGAGAAGCUCGAGUCCACCAUGAAGCUCGUCUCCAACCUCUCGGGCCAGCUGUCCGAGCUCAAGGACCAGAUGACAGAACAGAGGAAGCAGAAGCAGCGGAUCGGCCUCCUGGGACACCCUCCGCACAUGAACGCCAACCCCCAGCAGCCCGCGUGAGCGCCGGGGCGGCCGACUCGCCUCCCUGACCCCCGGCGUGGGGGCGGCGCGUCCCCACUCGCCCCGCGCGGCUCCGGCUGCGCCGAGGCGUCUGUAAAUACUCCGUUUAUACUGGAUGUACAUGAUCGCUACUCUCGAGGUUGGAUGUACGUAUUGUAAUUAGAAUUGGCACCGUGACCUUUCAUUUGUGCCAAAAUAUAUUAAAAAUGCCUUUUUUUGGAAAGGACUACAGAAAGCACCUGAUUUGCACUUGAACCAGAGUAUAGAUUUAAAGCUAUAGGACAUGUAUUUUGUAUUUAAAUCUAGAAUAGCCAGUAUUUAUGUUUUUUAUAAACUGUGCAAUACGGUUACGCGAUCACAGUGACUCUGUAGCCCCCCGAGCGUCCCGGAGGGAGCCCGCGUCGUAGGAGCUGGCGUGUUCAUAUUAUGUGAUAAAUGUCUAACGAUGCUGCUGCCAAAAUGUAGUGCCGGGGCACGCAGGCCCGGGCGGCCGUGCCACGGAGGCUCCUGGGGGGACCCCGUUGGCCGUCACUGGUGGCGUCGGCGCCCCACGCCUCCCAAGCGGCAAGUCCGCCUUCGUUUUAAGAGGAGCAACUUCAGCUUCAAAGAUCCUUUUAAGCUUCCAAAUGGAUCGUUUAAACUAUUUCUUUGCCUAAGAGCUAAACUAGAGGCUCAGACGUUAGCUUGUGAAGUUAAUAGACUUUCUUAAAGGGGUCAAUGCAUCCCGCUGGCCAAUCGAUGUCCGCUCCUGGCGAAUGUGGGUGUCGCGCUGUAAAACACGCCAGCGAUGGUCCCUAGAUUAUCUAGUCCCAACGGUAGGUGGUUUUCCCUUCUUCUGAACCUACGUGCUGCGGGAGCUGCGAGGUGUUGCCCACAGAGAGAUGCAGGGGCUCGUCCGUGAGGGCUCCGCGCUGAACACUGACACGUGGUUCUUGUGAAAGAGCCUCGUUUGGGUUUUCUUUCUUUGUCACAUGGAUUCUCCUGUGGGUGGAUGGAGAGUGUGAGAGGAGACUGUUGCUGAGUUUUGUACCUGGAUCUCAUUUUUCAAGAGACUCUUCUGCAAAAAAAAAGUUUUAAAAAUGUGUUGAAAGCAGAGUUCCAGCGAGUGACGUCUGUAAAUGCCUGUGUGAGGAUAAAUAUUUAAUAAACGAUGCAGACCAUG
Molecule: messenger RNA, 3314 nt
Organism: Myotis lucifugus (little brown bat)
Lineage: Eukaryota; Metazoa; Chordata; Mammalia; Chiroptera; Vespertilionidae
Product: inositol 1,4,5-trisphosphate receptor type 1-like
Exons: 15
Biological process (GO): transmembrane transport; calcium ion transport
Cellular component (GO): membrane
Molecular function (GO): monoatomic ion channel activity
Source: RefSeq, a predicted model, not a curated record